GGACCCAAGGCUAACGUUGGACCCCAGAGCGGACCAUCUGACAGCGUUGGACCCCAAGAAGGUGCCAAGAACGUAGGUGGACCACGUACCGGCCCAGCUGGCCUCGUAGGACCCGCCACCGGCCCAUUCACCUCCGUGGGUGCAUCCGCUGGUACCUCCACCCUCGUUGGACCAUCCCAGGGCGCCGCUAACUUGGUAGGACCCUCCGUGGGAGUCGUAUCU
Messenger RNA from Apis dorsata (giant honeybee), 222 nucleotides. RefSeq lists its product as uncharacterized. The record is from RefSeq and is a predicted model, not a curated record. The annotation marks the transcript as partial. The transcript has a single exon. Lineage: Eukaryota; Metazoa; Arthropoda; Insecta; Hymenoptera; Apidae.